Molecule: messenger RNA, 1044 nt
Organism: Salvelinus sp. IW2-2015
Lineage: Eukaryota; Metazoa; Chordata; Actinopteri; Salmoniformes; Salmonidae
Gene: znf598
Product: zinc finger protein 598
Biological process (GO): rescue of stalled cytosolic ribosome; protein ubiquitination
Molecular function (GO): ribosome binding; ubiquitin protein ligase activity
Source: RefSeq, a predicted model, not a curated record
AUGAGGAAACAACAUACCACUCUCUGUGUUUGUAAACUCUGUCUAAAACACCUGCAGAUCUUCUCCCAUGAGAGGAAGUGGUAUAACAGGAAGGAUCUGGCACGUCACCGUACCCACGGUGACCCCGAUGACACAUCUCACCGCGGACACCCGCUCUGCAAGUUCUGCGACGACCGUUACCUUGACAACGACGAGCUGUUGAAACAUCUCCGUAGAGACCAUUACUUCUGUCACUUCUGUGAUGCUGACGGAGCCCAGGAGUACUACAGUGACUACCAGUACCUGAGCGAACACUUCCGGGAGGCCCACUACCUGUGUGAGGAGGGGCGCUGUGCUACGGAGCAGUUCACCCACGCCUUCAGGAGCCAGAUCGACUACAAGGCCCACAAGGCCUCRGCACACAGCAAGAACCGGGCCGAAGCACGACAGAACCGACACAUAGACCUGCAGUUCAGCUUUGCCCCGCGCCAGACCCGACGCAACGAUGGAGGCAUGGUAUCUGGAGAGGACUAUGAGGAGGCGAGGUCGGGUCGGGGGGGAAGAGGAAGGAGCCAAGGAAGCCAACAGAACACCAGAGGCAGCUGGAGAUACAACCGUGAGGAGGAGGACAGGGAGUUUGCAGUAGCAGUCAGAGCCUCUAUGAUGCAGCAGAGGAGACAGGAGGACAGAGGAGGAGACACCCAGGAGAGGAGUGGAGCGCCCAAACACCGCAAAGAGGAGCGGAUGGAGAGAGCGCCGGGAGCGGAUGGAGAGGCCGGAGCGGAUGGAGAGGCCGGAGCGGAUGGAGAGGGCCGGAGCGGAUGGAGAGGCCGAGGCGGAUGGAGAGGCCGGAGCGGAUGGAGAGGCCGGAGCGGAUGGAGAGGCCGGAGCGGAAGAUGGAAGCCGGAGCGGAUGGAGAGGCCGGAGCGGUGGGAGACUGAGGAGAGACACAGGAGUGUUCCUAUCAAACCUCCAGCAGAAGCUCCCCCAGUGAGGACCAUGAAGAGUAACCCUCUGACAGGAGACGACUUCCCAGCUCUCCUGGGGCGGCAGCACCCACACUGA